UGCAGUUCCACUGCAUACAGAAAAAUAAACAAAUACAAGAAGCAUAAAGUAUGCAGAAAAUUAAAUUCAAAAGGAGCCACUAAGUGUUUCGUGUGAAAUCAAUUUAGCGUCGUUCUCCGUGCUGCUCGUCGUCGUCGUCGUCGUACAUACUCUUCUGUUACUGUUUCAAUUACACUACAAUGAAUAUUUGUUGAAACUGGCGUUGCAUUUACAGACUGGUGUUUAAAAACAACAACAACAACAACAGCAAAUUGACAACUAUAAACAAACAACAGCAGCAACAACAAACAGCCCCCACACAAAGCAAAAAUAUCCACAUAUAAAAAUAGUAUCAUACUUACGUUAAGCCGCAGCAAAAGUCGAAAGGAAAGUUUUAUAUAUUACAAACGCACCAGUAAAAGAUAUAAAUAAAAAAGUAACCAACUACACACGUUCCUUAAAACAAAUGUUUUCCAAACCGCAAACCAACUAAACGAAAUGCUUUUGAAAUUAGUUUAAGCCAAACAAAACCAACAAACCGCAAAAAGCCGCGAAAAGUUAUCUCAACAUAACGAAAAACACAAAAAAAAACAAAAAAUCGGCAGGGAACUCAACAACAUCAACCAACACACACGGAUUAACCGAAGGAGCUUGGCUAUAGUGCAAACCUAAAGAGUUGAUUACGGAAUAGCCUGGAGAAUCUCGUCAGAAUCAUCCUGCCUCCGAUAAAUUAAUGCAUGCCCUUGGAUCGUGUUCGAUGUGGUUUUGGUUCAAUCGUAUCCAUCUCUCUCAGCCGUCGCGUCACCGAAGUCUGGUCGAGGUCCUAGCCUAAGCCGGAAUAGCAAUAGCCAAAGAGAGCCGGACGAGAUCUGCAGUGGAAUCAAAGCGCCGAAGUACAAAUGCAUCAAUCGAAACUGAAACUGAAUCUGUAACUGAGAAACGGGUACCAAGCAACGGACACCUUGAUACAACAACAGCAGAAGCAACCAAUUAGAUUAGGCGACAGGAAGUCCAGAGGAGCUGAGAGGACACCAUCCCACCACCACCACCAAACAUACAUCUUCUACACGGAACGGCGGCGGGUCGAGCGUAGUGGCUGCAGCACGCGAAAGCGUCCAUAAAUCUAGUUAGCAUGGAGUGCUGUUUAUCGGAGGAGGCCAAGGAACAAAAGCGCAUCAAUACGGAAAUCGAGAAGCAGUUGCGCCGGGACAAGAGAGAUGCGCGUCGCGAGCUUAAACUGUUGUUGCUGGGCACUGGCGAGUCCGGCAAGUCAACAUUUAUCAAACAGAUGCGCAUUAUCCACGGCAGUGGCUACUCGGAAGACGACAAGCGCGGCUACAUCAAGCUGGUCUUUCAGAACAUAUUCAUGGCCAUGCAAUCAAUGAUCAAGGCCAUGGACAUGCUGAAGAUAUCCUAUGGCCAGGGAGAGCAUAGCGAACUGGCCGAUCUGGUGAUGAGCAUCGACUACGAAACAGUCACCACGUUUGAGGAUCCAUACUUGAAUGCCAUCAAAACGCUGUGGGACGAUGCUGGCAUCCAGGAGUGCUACGAUCGUCGUAGGGAAUAUCAAUUGACAGAUUCAGCCAAAUAUUAUCUGAAGGAUCUCGAUCGUGUGGCUCAACCUGCAUAUUUACCCACUGAGCAAGACAUUUUAAGAGUUCGUGUGCCGACAACAGGGAUAAUUGAGUAUCCCUUUGAUUUAGAAGAAAUCAGAUUUAGAAUGGUGGACGUCGGUGGCCAGAGAUCCGAGAGAAGAAAGUGGAUUCAUUGUUUUGAAAAUGUGACAUCAAUUAUAUUUUUGGUAGCGCUAUCGGAAUACGAUCAAAUUUUGUUUGAAUCUGAUAAUGAGAAUCGAAUGGAAGAGUCUAAAGCUUUAUUUAGGACGAUAAUUACCUAUCCAUGGUUCCAGAACUCGUCAGUUAUUCUUUUCCUGAACAAGAAGGACUUGUUGGAGGAGAAAAUUAUGUAUUCGCAUUUGGUAGACUAUUUCCCUGAAUACGAUGGUCCACAGCGAGAUGCAAUAGCGGCCCGAGAAUUCAUACUGCGAAUGUUUGUAGAUUUAAAUCCAGAUUCUGAAAAGAUUAUCUAUUCUCAUUUCACCUGUGCUACCGAUACGGAAAACAUAAGGUUUGUGUUUGCAGCUGUUAAGGACACAAUUCUGCAAUCCAACCUUAAGGAAUACAAUUUGGUCUAAACUGGAUUUUGGAUCGAAGAAACUAUUUUUGUGAUUUUUAUACAAACACACACACACACACACACAUACACAUUCAUAUAAUUCCUUUUUCGCAUAUUUACUAAAUAUAAAAGAGAGAGAAGAAUUGGAGAAGCGCGAGCGAAUGUGGCCGAAAAUUAGGCAUUAAUUACAUAGAUCCCGAGAGAGUUUCUUAAGUUUGUGUAACAUCAGGAACCGAAAAAAUUGUAGCAUAAAAAGAAAAUAGAAUACGAAAUACUAAAGAUGGUAAACCCAGCAGCAGUGUCACUAAAAAAAAUGAAAGAAAUGAAAUGAAGAUGUGUAUACAUUUUAAUUUUUUGAGAGAAAGGUUCAACGAGAGGAUAAUAUAACAAAAGGAAAAUCUGAUACAAGUGCCGAUGCAAGGUGACUGCAAAUAGGCCCAGGAGCCAAGUUAGUUUCUCGCUUUAUACUACGAAUAUAUCGAUGAUCGUAGAAGGAAUACCUUUUGUACUAAAACUUUGACAACGGACAGCUUUUUUUACUGAACAAAUGCAUUGUGAUUUUAGCAGGAGAAACCCUUGGUAAUCGAUCGAGAGAUGGUAUGCCAAGCGUUUUGAUAGAAAAGUACGCUUCAGAGGCGGUUGCUGUCACCCUGUAUCGGUACUAAUUAAACAAACUUGAUUACUAUAGAAACUUUUGUAAUUAAAUAACAAAAACCCGAAACAAAAAUUAAGAAACGUAAAUUUAAUCAAAAGCUUGAAAAGGAACAACAAACUGAAACAACUUUGUCGUACUGAAGCAUAAUAAAGCUACAUUUUACUAAACAAAAAAAUAACUAUAGAAAGAAUGAAGAAAAAACAAUUUUGCAUAACAAGAAAAAAGAAAAAGAAAACAAAACAAAAAGCUCCCCCGGAAUAGAUAUAUAUAUUCAAAGAAUUAUAUAUAUGCUAGAAGUUUCUCAUUAGGAUUUCAAGGCAUAAAGGAUAAUACCAAGCAGAAUCAUAACUGAAGGGAAAACGAAGGCACAGAUAAUGCUG
Molecule: messenger RNA, 3189 nt
Organism: Drosophila kikkawai
Lineage: Eukaryota; Metazoa; Arthropoda; Insecta; Diptera; Drosophilidae
Source: RefSeq, a predicted model, not a curated record